This is a messenger RNA of Pipistrellus kuhlii (Kuhl's pipistrelle), 1054 nucleotides long. RefSeq names its product breast carcinoma amplified sequence 4 (gene BCAS4). Lineage: Eukaryota; Metazoa; Chordata; Mammalia; Chiroptera; Vespertilionidae. Bases 16 to 771 code for a protein of 251 amino acids. Gene Ontology annotation, cellular component: BLOC-1 complex. The record is from RefSeq and is a predicted model, not a curated record. The transcript is spliced from 5 exons.
ACUUCAAAAAUACCGAUGUCCAGGUUUCAACGGAGACUGUGCGCGGCCCGAACUCUGGGAGCUCCCCAGCCCAGGAGAUUGCGAUCUGCCGGGGAGCUGGAGAAUCGCUUGUUUACGGGCCGGGCGCGGCCGGGCGCAGGGAGCCCCGCGCGCCGCUGGGUGGCGCUGCCCGCUCGGCCCGGCGCCGCGGGAGGCGCGCACCUGACCCGCCUCCGCCGGGCUGGCCGCGGGGCUGCAGCCGGCCGGGCCGGGGCGCGGGGCGGGCUCCUGGGCUGCCCGCGCCCGCCGGACCCCGCCGUCCGUCUGAUGUCGCGGGCGGGCGCCGACCAGCCGGAGCCCCUGUGCAGCGGGGCUCGCGGGCUCGCGCUCUUCCUGACCCCCGAGCCCGGGUCCGAGGCGAAGGAGGUGGAGGAGGCCAUCAAGGGGAUGCUCCUGCGGCUGGAGGAGAUCUGCAGCCGGGCCGGCAUGAUCAGGAGCGACACUUCGCAGAUCUUGGAGGAAAACAUCCCUCUCCUUCAGGCCAAGGUGGCGGACAUGCUGGCGUCUGCGCCCGAGUGGACCAGCUGGGGAACCUGCCCAGGCCGGCGUCCCCGAUGUUCGAGCUGCCCGCGUUGUGCCGGACUGAGGACCGCUUUCCUGCCGAGGCCGGCGGGCAGCGCCCCAGCCCCCGCUGCCGGCCCCGCCUGUGAGCCGGGCCCUGUGUCCGGGCCGCCGGGGAGCGGCCCUCUGCGUGCGGGCGGCUCCGGCUUCUCCUGCUUCUGUGGUCACUGAUCUGUUUGCUGAAUUUCCCCCCUGGCUUCACGUGAGACGGACCGAGGGGUCCGAGAAGCAGCUGCACCUGCAGGCGAUGCUUUGUCCCCAGUGGCUGCGGUCAGGUGUGACGGGCCGCUGUGCCCCGGACGGCGGGGACUUGCUCCCUGGAGGGUUUUGUGGGAACAUGGGGGACUCUCGGGUGCCACAGGGCUGUGUGGGUGAUGCCCUCGCUGUUGGCUGGUGUGUCUGCGAGCCCAGUGCCCCUGGCAUGUGAACCGUGUCAAUAAAGGUGUCAAGAGGU